Molecule: messenger RNA, 450 nt
Organism: Trypanosoma brucei brucei TREU927
Lineage: Eukaryota; Euglenozoa; Kinetoplastea; Trypanosomatida; Trypanosomatidae
Exons: 1
Coding region: 1-450 (149 amino acids)
Source: RefSeq, a predicted model, not a curated record
AUGAAGCGUGUAGCUCAGAGUGCCCUUAUCGCACGGUCGUGUGGGACAUUUCUGUGCUCGAGGCGAUGCAGCUUACUUGAACACAGGACGAAAGGCUCCAUGUUCAUGAAGCAUUUAGAUUUAUAUGCUAGACGGGAUCCCCAGCUGGCUCCUUACUUGCUUAGGGAAGUUGACAUAGAAUAUAAGAGGAGGUGUCGAAAGGUCUCGUUUUGUGCAUGGAUAUGCGUAUUUACCGCUGUAACUGCAGUGCAAAUUCGUAUGCAAAGUGAGCAGUUGCACUACAUGCGUUUGUACGCCGAUUGUGUAGAAGCUGAGCAACGCGCUAAGGAUGAGGAUGGGAUCCGGCGAAGGAAGGCACUUGUUGCAUUGAUGAACGUUGCGAAAGAUGCAUUCGGUCGGAAUCAGUCAUGGGGUAAUGAAGAUCAAGAAAAGGCUCUCAAAGAAUUGUGA